Messenger RNA from Cariama cristata (Red-legged seriema), 1116 nucleotides. RefSeq names its product keratin, type I cytoskeletal 13-like. Gene Ontology annotation, molecular function: structural molecule activity. The transcript has 6 exons. Bases 94 to 1056 code for a protein of 320 amino acids. NCBI's taxonomy places the organism in Eukaryota, Metazoa, Chordata, Aves, Cariamiformes, Cariamidae. The record is from RefSeq and is a predicted model, not a curated record.
GGCAUCUGCGCUCGAGGCAUUGGAGGUGGCUUCACCAGGGCCGGUGCUGGUUGCGGUGAUGGGAUCUUAUUUGCUAACAACGAAAAGGCGACGAUGCAGAACCUCAAUGACCGCUUGGCCUCCUACCUGGACAAGGUGCGACUGCUGGAGGGAGACAACGCCGACCUUGAGUGCAAGAUCAGGGAGUGGUACGCCAAGGUAGGGCCCAGCUGCGAACCACGGGACUACAGCUGUUUUCAUAAGGAAAUUGAAGACCUUCAAAACCAGAUCCUGUGUGCAGCCAUGGAGACUAACAAAAUCCUUCUGAAUAUUGAUAACAACAGGAUGACUGCUGAUGACUUCAGAGUGAAGUACGAGACUGAAUGUGGUCUCCGGCAAAAUGUGGACGCAGACAUUGGUAACUUACGGCCCGUCCUGGAUCAGCUGGCCAGCUGCAGGACUGACCUGCAGCUACAGUGUGAGGCUUUGACUGAAGAGAUGUGCUGUCUCAAGACGAACCACGAGGAGGAAAUGAAAUGUCUGAGGAAACAGGCAACCGGAGACGUGAGCGUGGAGGUCAAUGCCUGCCCUGGCCCAGACCUGAGGAAGAUCCUGGAGGAUCUGAGGUGCCAGUACGAAACGCUGAUGGAGCGGAAUCGCAAGGAGACUGAGCAGUGGUAUGCCUGCAAGGCGGAGGAGGUGAAUCUGGAGGUCAUCACAAGCAGCCAGGAGAUCGAGUCAAGCAACAAACAGGUCACUGAGCUGAGACGUCAGCUGCAGGCCUUGGAAAUCAAUGUCCAAGCCCAGCUCACCAUGAAAGAAAACCUGGAAUCCUCUUUAGCGGAAACUGAAUGUCGCUACAACAAAUACCUGGCUGAGCUACAGAGCCAGAUCUCCUGCGUGGAGCAGCGGCUGGCUGAAAUACGAGCAGAAAUGGAGUGCCAGAACCAGGAAUACAAGACCCUCCUGGAUGUCAAAUGCCGCUUAGAGCAGGAGAUUCAGACCUACCACUGCCUGCUGGAGGGGGGACAGCACGACAUCAUGUACGCAGAGUACAGACAGACCCGGGCACAGUAAAACCUCUAUGCUUUGACUUAUGGGAUACGAAAAUUCAUGAUACAAAUGGUAAAAGCAACA